Messenger RNA from Blepharisma stoltei, 1449 nucleotides. The record is from the annotation of a GenBank genome assembly. Lineage: Eukaryota; Ciliophora; Heterotrichea; Heterotrichida; Blepharismidae.
AUGGGAAGGAACAAAAAUCGUCACUCUAAAGACAAAAUGUAUGUAACAGUAACAGAGCAUCAGCAAGACUGAGGAGGCAAGAAAGCUCAUGCUCCAAAAUCUAACUUCAUUCGUCUACCUUUUUAUUGCUGCGCACUUAGUCUAACUCCAUUCUCCAAUCCAUACUGCACUAAGGAAGGCAUCAUAUUUGAUUUAAUUCACAUUAUUCCUUACCUCAAAAAAUACAAACGAAAUCCAGCAACAGGUGAAACUCUCCACAUGAGAGAAUUGAUAAAAUUGAAUUUUUCUCAAAAUUCUGAAGGAAAAUAUCAUUGCCCUGUCACUUACAAAGUUUUCAAUGAAAAUUCUUAUAUAGUUGCUAUCAAAAAAACUGGAAACGUCUACAGUAAUGAAGCUAUAGAUUCCUUGUGUAGAAAACAAAAUAAUUGGAAAGAUCUAUUAACAGAUGAAGAAUUUUCCCCAAAUGAUAUCAUUAUACUGCAAGAUCCAUUAAGACCAAAAGAUGUUUCAUCGCUUUUUCAUAUGAAGAAUCCAAACCCUCCUGAAGCCAAUCACAAGUCAAAAGAAGUAAAAUCUAGCCAAGGAGAAGGACCAAAACAUGAGCGGUUUACAACUGGCAUGACAGCAGCUUCAUUUACGUCUACUUCUUUUGACCCACAUACAGAAAACGAGCUCAGAGGACUGACAGAAAAUGAAAUCAGACAAGAAUAUUAUAGAGAGGUCAUAAGAAAUAAACUUCAAGGGGAAGCUACUUUAAUCACUACUCAUGGCCUACUAAAAUUCAGGCUUUUUUGUGAUCAAACCCCGAUGACUUGUGAGAAUUUUCUGACUCUUUGUGAAGAAGGCUAUUAUAAUGAUACUCCAUUCCACAGAAGCAUCCCAGGAUUUGUGCUGCAAGGAGGAGAUCCAAGUGGUACAGGCACAGGUGGGAAAAAUAUUUUUGGAAUCCCUUAUUUUAAAGAUGAACUUUUACCAACCCUCCGCCAUGCAAAACGAGGAAUGCUCAGCAUGGCAAACUCAGGCCCAAAUACCAAUAAAUCUCAGUUCUUUGUCACAUAUAGAGCGACCCCACAUUUAGACAAUAAGCAUACAGUUUUUGGAGAACUAAUUGAUGGGUUUGUAACUCUUGAUGUGCUAGAAGGGCUGUCUACAGACUCAGAAGAUCGAUUCAAAGGCACAGAAGUGAAGAUUUUGUCAACAGAAACCCCAAAAAACCCUUUCAAAGAUAUGAAAGCACAAGUUAUUGAGAUGAAAACUAGAAAAAAUGAAGACAAAGAAGAAGACUGGCUAGAAAUCCCACAGCCUCUUAAUGUCCCCAAGCCAAAAAAAGAAGGGGUUGGGAAAUAUAUCGGCACAAAUAAAUCAAGCGCAAACUUGCCUAUAGGAAUGUUUGCAGAGUAUGACAGCAAAAAAGCAUCAAGAACCACUUUUGAUUUUAAUAAUUGGUAA